This is a messenger RNA of Prunus avium (sweet cherry), 650 nucleotides long. NCBI's taxonomy places the organism in Eukaryota, Viridiplantae, Streptophyta, Magnoliopsida, Rosales, Rosaceae. The record is from RefSeq and is a predicted model, not a curated record.
UUUCUUUCCUUGUUUUCUAGAUACUUUAAAGGUCCUGAACUUCUAGUCGAUUUGCAAGAUUACGACUAUUCUCUGGACAUGUGGAGCCUGGGUUGUAUGUUUGCUGGAAUGAUAUUUCGCAAGGAACCUUUCUUUUAUGGCCAUGACAACCAUGACCAACUGGUCAAAAUUGCCAAGGUACUUGGGACUGAUGAGUUGAAUGCAUAUCUGAACAAAUACCAUUUAGAGCUUGAUCCUCAACUUGAUGCGCUUGUGGGGAGGCACAGCAGGAAGCCCUGGUCGAAGUUUAUUAAUGCAGAUAAUCAGCAUCUAGUUUCUCCAGAGGCCAUUGAUUUUCUGGAUAAACUUCUUCGGUAUGAUCAUCAAGACAGGCUAACUGCAAAAGAGGCAAUGGGCCAUCCAUAUUUCUCCCAAGUGAGGGCAGCAGAAAGUAGCAGGAUGCGGACAUAAGAGCUUUGAUAAUAUAAUGCCCCAUAUGUAGGACUAGAAUUUGUGCUAUUUGGGAGUGUUUUAUUUACUUGAAAACUCUGGCUGCCUUUGGCAAUUGUUGUAAGUUUAAUAUUGUUGAAUGGGAUUUUAUAGUAUGGUUGUCAAGUUAAUGACUUUGUUGGAUAGAAGAUUAAUUAUUUAAAGCAUGAUUUCCGUGAAUA